This is a messenger RNA of Cladocopium goreaui, 921 nucleotides long. Lineage: Eukaryota; Dinophyceae; Suessiales; Symbiodiniaceae. The record is from the annotation of a GenBank genome assembly.
AUGUUACCUACUCAGCUGGAUCUGGUAUUGAAACGUCUUAUCUAUUUUGGUGCGCCUAAGGCCUUCGUGGUUGCUAUUUUGCUACUUACUUGGCAAUCUUUCUUUGACUUGAGCCAAUCCGCAGAGUACCAAGUGCUGGAGUACUAUGCAGGAGUGGGGCGAAUUGCCCGACUUAGUGCCUGCACAGGGUACCGGGCUGCUGCAUUUGAUGUGGUUUUUGACAAACCCGAAGUCACAGAGGCUUGGCCAGGCUCCCCCACAACAAAGGCGUUAGCCCUGGCUAUGGCGCUACAAGGUCAGGUCAACGAAUGUAUCAGUUUCUGGGGCAUUUGCUGUAGUAGCUGGAUACAUAUGAAUUGUGGCACGAGUGGCCGCAACCAUCUUUCGCCGAUGGGAUGUGAAUCGUAUCCAAGUGUGCAAUGUGCAAACAUGCUUGUUAGCAGGUCUAUGCUCUUAAUAUUUUUAUGCGUAUGUCUCGGUGGAACCCCGGUAGUGGAAAAUCCAGGGUCAUCAAUGAUAUGGAUGCAUGAGAGAUUCCAAUGGCUCCUUGGGGUCCUCGAAGGUAUGAAAAUUCGAAUGUUCAAAACACGCUUCUGGAUGUGUCACUUUAACAGCCCCACUAUGAAGAGAACAAUUCUUUGGAGCCCUGGUAGCGCGAUUGCUGCGUUGAAAGCGUUCGCCACCAUGCGUCGUGCAGACUUCCGCUUUGACAAGAAAACUGCCCGAAAAUACCGUACCAGAGCUGGUAAAGUGGCCUAUCAAGGCACUGAAGCUUUGAAAGGAACCCAGGUCUACACUCCAAAGUUCGCUGGCUUUGUGGUUCGCAUGAUUCCCCACUUCAAUGACCCGAAGCGGAAGCAGAAGCUUCCUGUACUUCCCAAUGUCCCUUUGCGAUAUUAUCGUUUUGAUGUUGGUUACUAG